AUGGAAGUGCAGAAGGAGGCGCAACGCAUCAUGACCCUGUCGGUGUGGAAGAUGUACCAUUCGCGCAUGCAGCGCGGUGGCCUGCGGCUGCACCGGAGUCUGCAGCUGUCGCUGGUCAUGCGCAGCGCCCGGGAGCUCUACCUCUCGGCCAAGGUGGAAGCCCAGGAGCCCGAGGUGCCCUUGCCGCCCGCCCGCUGCCCUGACCCUUGCCUGCACCCGCCGCGGGAAGCGGAAGCCGCAGCAGAGGUAGCGCCCUGCGACGGUGAGCAGCCCUCUCCGGAACCCAUGGACACGCAGGAGACACCGAGAGCGGAGGAGACCCCUGCCCGCAGUGCCCAGCGCCCCGCCAAAGUCAGCCGCAAGCGGCGGAGCUGCAGCCUGAGCGACGGUGGGGACGCUGCACUGGUCCCGAGUAAGAAAGCCCGCCUAGAAGAGGAGGAGGAGGAGGAGGAGGAAAGGGCCUCUUCGGACGUCCUUGAUCGCCUGCAGCCCCCUCCGGCGCAAGCGGAGGGUGCCUUCCCCAACCUGGCGCGUGUGCUGCAGAGGCGCUUCUCCGGCCUCCUGAACUGCAGCCCCGCCGCGCCCCCGACGGCGCCGCCGGCGUGCGAGGCGAAGCCGGCUUGCCGCCCGGCGGACAAUAUGCUGAACGUGCUGGUGCGGGCCGUGGUGGCCUUCUGA
Messenger RNA from Lipotes vexillifer (Yangtze River dolphin), 678 nucleotides. It is a transcript of the gene IER2, whose product is annotated as immediate early response 2. The record is from RefSeq and is a predicted model, not a curated record. Lineage: Eukaryota; Metazoa; Chordata; Mammalia; Artiodactyla; Lipotidae. The transcript has a single exon. The coding region runs from base 1 to 678 and encodes 225 amino acids.